Messenger RNA from Periophthalmus magnuspinnatus, 3131 nucleotides. It is a transcript of the gene ccn5, whose product is annotated as cellular communication network factor 5. The record is from RefSeq and is a predicted model, not a curated record. The transcript has 5 exons. NCBI's taxonomy places the organism in Eukaryota, Metazoa, Chordata, Actinopteri, Gobiiformes, Gobiidae. Gene Ontology annotation, cellular component: extracellular region; extracellular matrix. Gene Ontology annotation, molecular function: integrin binding; heparin binding. Gene Ontology annotation, biological process: cell adhesion; signal transduction. Bases 80 to 1231 code for a protein of 383 amino acids.
GACGAGUGGACAGGAGGGAGCAGGAACUAACAGGGGACUAUAUAAGCCCAGACUGGACAGUGGAGCUUACACAGACAUAAUGAUGAAUAGAGACUGGCUCCAGAGCGCUGUCCUCCUGCUCUGCAUCACUGCACAGGUGCUGUGCCAGCUGUGUCAGACGCCCUGCCGGUGCCCGAAGAACAUCCCAAAAUGCCGAGCGGGUGUUCCUCUGGUGUUGGAUGGGUGUGGCUGCUGUCAGGUGUGUGCCCGUGAGAGAGGAGAGCCGUGCACGGAGCUGAACCCAUGUGACAAAGGCCUACAGUGUGACCACAGCACCAGUCUGCCCGGGGAGCCUGGAGAGUGUGUCGGUCUGGAGGAGAUGGGUUGCGAGCUGAACGGCGUCUCGUACGCUGAGGGGCAGGCGUUUCGUCCGUCCUGCGACUCCUCGUGUCUCUGCACAGGUGGAGGUGUGACCUGCGUCCACACCUGUCCCCUCUCCACCCAUCUGCCCGCUCCAGACUGCCCCUCCCCCCAGUACAUCCGCCUGCCCGGGAAAUGCUGCCCCGAGUGGGUCUGCGAGAGCCUGGAGAACACAGUCAUACAAGACGCCAUCACAGCUCAGGGGUCUGGAGGAUUGUGGCCGUCUUUACCCAGGACUCCCCCUCGGAACAGACUGGGCCCUCCUGCUCCCCCACCUCGCCUCCCUCUCCCCCCUCACAAACCCCCUCAUCAGCCCCCUGUCCCCCCUCACAAACCCCCUCACCGGCCCUCUCUCCCCCCUCGCUGUGUGGAGCAGAGUACCCAGUGGAGCGCCUGUUCCCGGAGCUGCGGUUCGGGGGUAUCCACUCGAGUGUCCAAUCAGAAUCCGAGCUGUCGCCUGCAACUAGAGACCAGGCUGUGCAAAGUGCGGCCCUGCAGCGCCCUCUACCAGCCCAAGCUCAGACCUCCAGGACCUGGGCUGCAGAGGGGUGAUAGGGGCGUGUGCCAGCCCACUGUCCUGCCCCCGGGGCGUAUCCGGCUGUUCCAUGAGGGCUGUUUUAGCACCAGGACCUUCAACCUCCGAUACUGUGGCCUCUGCUCCGACACCCGCUGCUGCACGCCUCACCACACCUCCACAGCUCAGGUCGCCCUCAUGUGUCCAGGAGGCAGACUGCAGCACAGAGCCGUGAUGUUCAUCCACUCCUGUGUGUGCCACCACCACUGCCCCUACGCGCCGCACAAAAACCCUGCUCUGUGGGGGUACAGACCUUGAGGAGGCCCUAAAGAACCAGAAACACCUUUACAAACAUGGAGGAAAACCUGCUCUGCACUAGCCCAUGUGUAAGCACAAAGAUACAUUUAUAUAGUAGCCUCACUUUGAAGGCGCUGUACCUUAUUUUGACCAGUUUAAUAAUGUGAAAACAGAACUAGCUCAUUUUAAACAGUUGCAGUGGUCAAAAGUUAUUCUUCCCUUACCUUAUGCACCCAGCACAUCCUAAUUAUUCACUAUGAUGAGUUUAAGUGCUUUUUCACAACUUUCAGAGACCAGAGGUGAGUUUGGGCAUUACAGCAACGCUAGCAAGAGCGCACUUCCUGAUUCUGAUAAAACACUUGUUAGUUAGAUGCAGACAAUGCACAGUAGGCUCAUUUUGACCACAAGAGCUGCUUAUACAAUCUGUGCUGAAGCAAGGGGAAUUUUUGUUUUGUUUUUAAGUCCUACUCUAUUUUCCUGUUUUCAAAAUAAGGCCCUGAAUUGUAAGUGUUAUUCAUUACAUUGUGCAAACAUUGUACCUUUGCUUUGCAGAGACCGAAGUUCAGAUCUCCUUUAAUCCUUUAAUAUCAGAUCAGUUGCUUUAGGCUACAAUAUAUUUUUUUUUCUGUGUAGUUGAGCAAAAUUUGCCCCAGUACAGAUAUAGCACAAUCAGCACUCUUAUAUUUUACUGUCCCAUAAUCAGGAAGUGUGCAGUUAGCAUACUGGUUGUCAUUAACAUUACUAUGAUGGGAAAACUCUGGCCUGUCCUUAUAAUCUCAUCACUGUGAAUAAUUAGGAUGCUCAGAAUGCAUUAGGUAAAUAAGGAAUAACUUUGGACCACUUAAACCUUUAAAAUGAAAUAGUUCUGUUUUAAAAUGUUUUUUUAAUACCAUAAAAAUCUGGUACAGAGCCUUUUGAGUAGGCACUAGCACACGAUUUGAAUCAACUGCCGGAAAAUGAAUGCAGGUCAAUGCAAUGCCUCCACACAGCAUCAAAACCUGUUUUGUGUGUGGUUUCAGAGUCCACAGCACAUAUUGCAACAAAAUAUCUGCUGACAAUCUUCAAAACAUUGACGCUGCACUUUGUUCAGUAUUUCCAUCUCAUUACAAAUGAUGCACCAUGACAUUCACAGCCAAAGAUUCAAGCAUUGAUUCAUAGAAAUAAAAUGUUGAAUAUUGUAAAUUAUGUACAGAUGUUUUAAUAGUUUAAAGAAGGGGUAUAAAGCAAAAUCGAGUUUCUACCAUGUCAUGUUGUUCUCAAAAGAGGUUUUAAAUGUCAUCCAUGCGUGUUUCAUUAAUUGAGCAAUCUCUCCUGGGUCCUAUUCAAACCCUCCUUAUGGUUAACUGUAACAUUUUGUGCAGCGCUCCGCCCAAAAGCUUACAUCACUCACGCUCCCAUAUGACAAUUCUUCAUAAAUAUACAAAAAUAUAACACAAUAUAAUACAAAACUGUACACUACAACUUCACAAACCUGAUAUAAUGUGCAAUAGCUUCAUUAGGGGGAGUAAUUUAGCACAGAGAGCAAAGGGAGGGGAGACUUAGAGCGUCAAAAAUUAAAGCAUUUUAUACAUAGCACAAUAAAACGUAAAAUGGUGAUGUAAAUAUGUGUUACAGUUAAUACCCCAUAAUAUUAAAAUACCCCCUCUUUAAAUUUUGUAUGUAGCAUGUGACUUUGCACUUUUUAUCGUUCUGUAAAUAGCUUCAAAGAGAAUUUAUUAAUUAACUAUUGUAUUUAUAUAUGUAUUAAGAGAUCUUUUCAUGUUGUUUGACUUUUAUAUUUUGUAUGAAGUAUUUUUUAAUAAUAAGAUGUGCUACAUGUAAAAUCCCAAAUCUUUCCAUUGUGUUUUUGCUGAAGUUACAGUUUUCAGUCCAAAGUUUUGUACAUUGUCGGUAUAACAUAUAAAAAUACACUUUCUGUAGC